Molecule: messenger RNA, 590 nt
Organism: Homo sapiens (human)
Lineage: Eukaryota; Metazoa; Chordata; Mammalia; Primates; Hominidae
Gene: SMIM40
Product: small integral membrane protein 40
Exons: 3
Coding region: 15-254 (79 amino acids)
Cellular component (GO): membrane
Source: RefSeq, marked validated
GACUGUGAGUCAGGAUGGCAGAGGAAGGUGAUGUGGACGAGGCGGAUGUGUUCCUGGCAUUUGCCCAGGGUCCCUCCCCUCCCAGGGGUCCCGUGCGACGUGCCUUGGACAAGGCUUUCUUUAUCUUCCUGGCCCUCUUCCUGACACUGCUGAUGCUGGAGGCUGCUUAUAAGCUGCUGUGGUUACUACUAUGGGCAAAGUUAGGGGACUGGCUCCUGGGGACACCUCAGAAGGAGGAGGAGCUGGAAUUGUGACCACCUUUCCUAUAAACAUCUUCUUUCCCCACCAAGGAGCUCACCUCUGGACCCAGCCUUGCCUCCACGAGUCCCUCCAGCCUCCCUAAACACAACGAGCAGCCCUCGCAGCGGCAAUUUGCACAAACUCUCCUCCAAGCCCCACCCCAUCAUCGCCCAUCCGCAGACCCUAGGCCUCCCACGACAAAGCACGGCCACCUGGUCAGCACAGACGGCCCUUCGAGGACCCCCUCUGGAGAAGAACCAUUCAGGUCCCAACGGUCUGGCUGGUCAUUAGUUCUGUGGUGAAGCUUGAAAAGCAAAUCAGCAACAAUAGUAAUAACAAUAACACUUUUA